AUGUAUGGACUUGGCAACUGUAUUAACCUGAUACGGCAGCGUAACGGAGCUCCUAUAAGAAAAUUUGAACUCACAAUCUUUCCACCAUUGCUAUGUGACUGGUUUCAGUUGCAAAUUGACUCCUUGAUAUCUUCUGUACUGUUGUGUAAUGUUCAAGAACUUGAAAUUCUUCUGUAUGAAAAUGAUGUUGAAGGAUCAAAUUUUUUGGGAAUAUUUACAUGCAAAACACUAGUUGUUCUGAAAAUGGAUAGACGAGUUGUUUUGGAUAUAUCCAAUUCGGUUGCUUUACCAAAUCUGAAAUUGCUGCACUUGGAACGUUUUUCAAUGGUAGGCAAAGAUUCUCUUGAUAUGCUUAUUCAGGGUUGCCCUUUGCUUGAAGAGCUACAUUUAGAUAUAGUGGAAUCUCCGACCAAUCUGAGUCAUGAAUUAGCUAUCUUGGGAAUAUUUAGAUAUAAAACACUAGUUUCUUUGAGAUUAAGCUGGAAAAUUAGUCUGUAUUUAUGCAACUCAGCUAUUUUACCAAAUCUGAAGGUGUUGAACUUGACAGAUUUUUCAUUGGUAUCUAAAGAUUCCUUUCAGAGACUUAUUCAAGGGUGCCCUUUGCUUGAAGAACUAUACUUAUAUGGCUUCGAUUGCUCGAACCAUGCAAAUGAUGUGCUUCAUAUUUCUAGUCGUUCACUUAAAAAGCUUUUGUUGUAUUGUUAUCUGAGAGAUGGAUACACUAUUGUUAUGGAGUUGACUAGUCUCCAGCGGUUAUUCUACCAAGCUAAGGGUGAGCAUAAGGUCUUAAUAAAUUCCCCAAACCUUCAGGUUCUAGACUAUGUUAGUGAUGCUGUUACAGUAAACUUUACGAAGAGCCCAACGUAUGCUACUAGAGCUAGAUUAGUAGUUCAGUCAAGCUACGACGAUCAAACUGAAAUCAGCUCCUUACAUGUUCAAGCAGCUUAUCAGCUUAUAAGUUCUAUGCAGAGUGUGAAAUGGCUUUCUUUAUCUGAUUGCACGUUAGAGGCACUUUGUUAUUCCCCACAUCCAUUACCUACUUUCAUGAAUUUGACCAAUUUGCGUCUUGGAUUCAAUGAGUGCUCACUUGGUCCUGGUGCUUACCAUAUCUACUGGUGGAAUGUGUUGCCAAGAUUGCUUAAAAAUGCCCCUAAUCUUGAGGUGUUUUGGAACAACGUGGAACAAGACAAGGAGUUUCAGAGUCUUCUGCCAGUAGCUUUUCCAGUAUCCUUCGUUGAACAUCUCAAGGAAAUGGAGAUCAAAGCAUUCUCAAUGCUUCAACACAAUAGCCUUUUGGUUGAGUACUUUUUGCAGAAACGAAGAUCUUUAAGAAAAAUGGCUCUUGGUGCAUUGAUGUUGCCUUCAGACCGCAACAGAAUAUCAUUUAACAAAUGCUCGGUGGACUGUCAGAUUGUAUUCCAACAAUUGUAUCAUUACCCUGAACCUGAAUUUGAAUAA
Molecule: messenger RNA, 1458 nt
Organism: Coffea eugenioides
Lineage: Eukaryota; Viridiplantae; Streptophyta; Magnoliopsida; Gentianales; Rubiaceae
Product: F-box/FBD/LRR-repeat protein At5g22700-like
Exons: 4
Coding region: 1-1458 (485 amino acids)
Source: RefSeq, a predicted model, not a curated record